Penicillium oxalicum is the source of this 1296-nucleotide messenger RNA. RefSeq lists its product as uncharacterized. The coding region runs from base 1 to 1296 and encodes 431 amino acids. Gene Ontology annotation, biological process: carbohydrate metabolic process. The transcript has 5 exons. NCBI's taxonomy places the organism in Eukaryota, Fungi, Ascomycota, Eurotiomycetes, Eurotiales, Aspergillaceae. Gene Ontology annotation, molecular function: polygalacturonase activity. The record is from RefSeq and is a predicted model, not a curated record.
AUGAAGCUCAUUACCAUUGGCGCUCUGCUCGUCGGGGCAGUAGCUGCUUUCGCAACGGACCAUAUUCCCAAGGGUGCAAGCAUUAUUGCAGCAAAUGAUGUGUCUUCAUUGAAAGGCUGUGGAGCUCAUGGACAAAAAUAUCCUAAUCGGCGAACUGUGACGAUUCGAGCCUCCAAAAAUGAUAAAGACGACAUCUCAGACGACUUCCUCUGGGCAAUGAAGCGUGCAAAUCAUGGUGGCCGUGUGGUUUUAAAGAAGGGAAAGACAUACGUGAUUGGAAAGAAACUUGAUCUGAGCUUUCUGAACGACGUUGAGGUCCAACUGGAGGGAGAAAUCAAGUUCACCGACGAUAUCAAAUAUUGGCAAGCGAACAAUUUCUAUUACGACUUUCAAAAGUCGAUCACUUUCUGGGUCUGGGGUGGUCAGGACAUUAAGAUUUUCGGAAAGGGGACUUUGAAUGGCAAUGGUCAGGCGUGGUAUAAUGCGUUUGCGGGUCGUGAGAUCUUGGACUCGAGCAACACCUUUUACCGACCGAUUCUGUUCCUGACCGACAACGCAACCCGCGUCAGUGUUGAGGGGAUCACUCAGCUCAACUCACCAUGUUGGACCAACUUUUUCGUGCGAACCAAUGAUGUCUCCUUUGACGAUGUGUUCAUCAAUGCGUACUCAACCAAUGCUUCUGCCCUGCCCAAGAACACGGACGGCUUCGACUCGUUGAACGUGAAUGGCCUCCGAGUGACCAACACCCGCGUCGAUAUCGGUGACGACUGCUUUUCCCCCAAGCCCAACACAUCCAACAUCUUUGUUCAGAACCUCUGGUGCAACAACACUCAUGGUGUGAGCAUGGGCAGCAUUGGACAGUACGCAGGUGUCAAAGACAUCAUCGAACACGCGUAUAUUGAGAACGUGACCCUGCUCAAUGGUCAAAACGGUGCUCGUCUGAAGGCCUGGGCCGGUGCAAAUGCCGGCUACGGUCGAAUCAACAACAUCACGUAUCGGAACAUCCACAUUGAAAACACCGAUCAGCCCGUGGUGCUCGAUCAGUGCUAUUUCAACAUCAACGCGACAGAGUGUGCCGCUCAUCCUUCCGCCGUCAACUUUACCAAUAUCGUCUUUGACAACAUCUAUGGCACUUCAUCGGGCAAAAAGGGCAGGGAGGUUGUUGACUUGACCUGCUCGCCCAACGCGGUGUGCUCGGGUAUUCAUCUGUCACGCAUCGACUUGAAAGUCCCCCCUUUGAUUACCUGCGAUGGCAUCCAGGGCGACAUUGGGGUACCCUGCAAAAAGUCAACAUAG